UUGCUUACGGACGUGUCCCACUUCGCUCGCGUCUGUUAGUGCAUGAUAGCCUGACAUCCACGCGCUUGAAAGGCAAGGACAGCGAAGAGCAUAUGUCACCGUCGUUGAGGAAUACUAGGAAUUCCAUACUCUUGGCGUCAUCGCGCGGUGAAAUCUCGCGCCAUGUGUCUCACGAGGAAUCAAACGGUCAAAACUUCCCGAUAGGAAUCUAUUGCGUGAGAUUGGAUAUUCAGUCGGCAAAUUUUCGAAAAGUAGUUUAAACAUUUUUCCCACUAUUUUCCCUCUCUUUCACUAUUGAUUCUCUAUUCAUCCGAGAUAAUGAAUGCUACGAUUGUAUUGACGAUGUGAUUCGCGAAUAAUCAAUAAAAAAAGAUCUGGAAUUUGAAGGGAAGAGACGAAGAAAGAGAGAAGGAAAAAAUAGAACAGACGUAUUGAUAUUGUUAAAAUAAAAAAAAAAAAAAAAAAAAAAAACGCAAUCACUGUUUGUCAUUUGGAGGAAAAAGGAUUGCGGUUUGAAAACACCGCCAUACAGUGUAGCAGUACCCGGUACAACAGAAAUCUAGAAUCGGACUGGAAUGAAAUAGUUUCGAGUUUUAAUUUUUGCUCCAAGAACGGAAAUACGAGAUUUGAGGGAUGGCAUCGCAAACUGUGGAACUGAGAACACUGCUAUGAUUGUCAUUCAACGUUAACAAGACCAAAUUACUAGCACGUGCGAAGAAGUCACAGUAAAGAUGAUAGCUGUAUCGGGAAGAGGAUAUUUUCAUUGGAUCGAUUGGCUGGUGUUUGCACUUAUGCUCUUCGUGUCUGCCGCAGCCGGCUUAUGGCACUUCAGAAGAGCGCAAAAGUCGAACACACAGGACUACCUGCUUGGAGGAAGAAGCUUAGGACUCUUUCCCGUGUCCGCUUCUCUCGUCGCUAGUUUCAUAUCAGGCGUGACGAUUUUGGGUACUCCGUCGGAGAUUUACAACUUUGGCACGCAAUAUUGGAUCACGAUCUUCUCGAUUUUUUUUUCCGGUAUCGUGGUCGCUACUAUAUAUCUUCCUGUCUUUACUACCUUACAACUUAACUCUGUUUACGAGUAUUUGGAAAUUCGAUUCAAUCGUACCGUAAGGAUUCUGAUUUCUUCAAUUUUUAUUUUUGACGUGAUUCUUUUCCAAUCAAUCGUAGUCUAUGUCCCUGCAUUGGCAUUGAAUCAAGUGAGCGGUAUCAAUAUACACUUGAUCGGAAGCAUCGUAUGCAUCGUAUGUGUUUUCUACACCGUUCUGGGUGGUAUUCGAGCAGUGGUUUGGACAGAUGCAUUACAAGUCGGCGUGAUGAUAGCAGCAGUUAUUACAGUUGCCUCUCUAGGUACCUAUCAAAUGGGAGCGUCUGAAAUUUGGAAUAGAGCUAUCGAUGCCAAUCGCAUCGAAUUUUUUAAUUUUGAUCCAUCGCCCUACACGAGACAUACCUUUUGGACAGUACUGAUUGGUUCUUGGUUAUACAAUACCUCGUAUAUCGCUGUCAAUCAAACUAUGGUGCAACGAUAUAUAUCGUUAAAAAAUACAAAAAUAUCUCAAAUAUCCAUUGCGAUAUUUACCAUCAGCAUAAUGGUGUUUAUUUCAACAUGUUGUUGGUGUGGACUAGUCCUUCUCGCUUGGUGGUCGCCACCGAAAUGUGAUCCAAGAGUUUCUGGCUUAAUUACAGCCGAUGAUCAAUUGUUGCCGGCUUAUGUCAUGGAAAUUGCUCAUCAUUUACAUGGGAUACCUGGCCUCUUUAUUUCCGGAAUUUUUGGCGCAGCACUCAGCUCAUUAUCAGUAGGCUUCAACUCGACGUCCGUUGUGAUUCUGGAGGACUUCGUUAAAGGAUGCUUUAAAAUGAAGCCCAAUGAUCGUUGUUCCACAAUUUUCGUGAAAAUUCUUGUCGUCCUGUUUGGUGUGAUGGCGCUAUGCUUGCUUUUCUUGAUCGAGAAAUUAGGAGGAGUUCUAUCUGUGACGGGUAGUUUAGCCGCUAUCGCUGCCGGAACUUCCUUUGGCGUCUUCACUCUGGGUAUCUUGUUUCCGUGGGCAAAUUCCAAGGGUGCCUUUGUUGGUACUAUUGCAGGAUUCAUUAUGUCCGGAUGGGUCAGUUUUGGUGCGAAUGCGGCCAUUGGUUCUGGUCUCAUAGUGCCAAAGAAACUUCCAGUGCCACAGUGCGAGGGAAAUGUGAGCCAAAAUUUCUUAAAGCAAUUUGAAUGGCACAACGAAGACAAUGUCUUCCCGUUAUAUCGGUUGUCUUAUCACUGGGUUGCUCCUAUUGGUACGUUGGCGGUACUUGUGGUGGGUGCGAUUGUUACUUGUAUGACAGGUGUGCAAAAUCCUUCAUCGAUCGACAAGAAUUUGCUUUCUCCAGUGAUACAUAGGUGGUUACCACAACAAAAAUGUUCACGAGAGGUAGAUGGAUGUGUACCUGUAUCAACUGAUUUGCAACUAUCAGCAAAUUUACUAUCGGCUCUUCGUAAAAAAUCACAAUCUAAUUAAUAAUAUUGUUCUAUAGAA
Messenger RNA from Atta colombica, 2513 nucleotides. RefSeq names its product sodium-coupled monocarboxylate transporter 1 (gene SLC5A11). The transcript has 15 exons. Gene Ontology annotation, biological process: sodium ion transport; transmembrane transport. The record is from RefSeq and is a predicted model, not a curated record. Gene Ontology annotation, molecular function: symporter activity. Lineage: Eukaryota; Metazoa; Arthropoda; Insecta; Hymenoptera; Formicidae. Gene Ontology annotation, cellular component: membrane. The coding region runs from base 732 to 2495 and encodes 587 amino acids.